UCUCUUAUUCUGAAAAAAAAAACAAGACUUGCAUGUCUUGAGCUUAAAGAUUCUUGUCAUAGAUCUAGAUAUAUAUCUAUCUAGGAUAUAGAUAAAUUAUCUAGGAUACAGAUAAAUGUAGAUCUACGUAAAAUUGCCCGCGACUAGUAAUGUGAAAAACAGAAAUAAUUAUAAGAGAUGGACUGUUAAAAGUUAGAUUCCGUAGGCGACAUCUAUGCACAGAGUACUUCACUAAACUCAAAACAUUUUUAGAACACUUUACAAAGAAGACAAAGAUGAUUACUUUAAAGAUGAAACAAGCCAAAAAGAAUCAAGAUCAAUCAGAACUUGGUACAAAGCGUUUGUCUAUCAGAGACAAGCUUCUCAUUAAAGAAGUCCAAGAAAUGGAAGAAACAUUGCCUGCAACUUGUCAGGUAACCUUUGAUGACCCUAGCUGUUUACAUCAGUUUUCUCUCAUUGUUACUCCUGAUUCUGGUUUUUGGCAAGGUGGACGGUUCAGUUUUUCAGUAUUUGUGCCUGAUGAAUACAAUAUUGUGCCCCCUAAAGUUACAUGCAAUACAAAAUUAUAUCAUCCAAAUAUUACUGAAGUAGGAGAAGUUUGUCUAAGUCUACUUCGUCAAAGUUCGUAUGAUAGUAUGGGUUGGGCACCUACUCGAAAGCUUAAAGAUGUUAUAUGGGGUCUGAAUUCUUUAUUUACAGAUUUAUUAAAUUUUGAUGAUCCUCUGAAUGUGGAAGCAGCUGAACAUUAUGCUAAAGACAAGGAGUCAUUCAAGAUCAAAGUAAAAGAAUUUGUACAGCUACAUGCAAAAAGAUGAUAAUGUUUGUAUAGGUGACUGAUUGUACAUUUUAAUACUAUUAAAUUCUAUUCAAAUGCAGAAAUAGUGCCUGUGGCUUUUAUUUUUUUCAAAGUUUGGGAUAAAAAAAUAACGAAUGAAACAUUACAAUUCUUGUCAAAUAUGAUAUAAUUAUGGGAAUCACAAUUUUAACUAAAAAUAUAUAAAUUGUAUUUAGUCUCAAAAUAUUUAAUAAUGAAUAUUAUUUUUCAUUUAAAAGUUCUUUUUUAUUUACAAAACCAUUAAAGAUUUUUCACUUUUGAAGAAACUGUUACAAAUGUACACAUUCUCUUUCCCAAAAUAUGUAUGCUGACUCUAAAAUAGAUAUUAGUUUUUCAAUAAGAUUUUUAGAUUUUUAUUCAGGUUUUUUAAUUAUUCAAGACCUGUUUUAUUGUACAAAUCAUGCCUGAAGAUUCCAUUAGAUGGAAGUAUUGUAAUGAGAUUUUAAGAGUGAUACUUAUUAUGAUCUCUUUAAUUUAUGUAUGACAAAAGAUUGUCUUCUUCCUUCAGUAUUGAUUAACAACUAACCACUUUCCUAAAAUAAUAACUGAAUAAUAAUGUC
Molecule: messenger RNA, 1395 nt
Organism: Physella acuta
Lineage: Eukaryota; Metazoa; Mollusca; Gastropoda; Physidae
Product: NEDD8-conjugating enzyme UBE2F
Source: RefSeq, a predicted model, not a curated record